ACGCCCGAGUAUUCAACCUCCUCCUUUUUUUUGCUCGUUCAUUCCUUUUCUUAUCCAAUUUCUCCAAAUAUAUUUCACGUUAAUGCUGAUAGAAUUGCCGAAUCGGCCGAAGUAUUUGGCAGUUAUGAGUGUGAUAUCUUGCGACAUCACUCUUUAUG
Molecule: messenger RNA, 158 nt
Organism: Dentiscutata heterogama
Lineage: Eukaryota; Fungi; Glomeromycota; Glomeromycetes; Diversisporales; Gigasporaceae
Source: the annotation of a GenBank genome assembly